AUGACUGACACUAGACGUUAUCCUCUUGGUAACCAGCUAGAUAUCCAGCAAAUACUGCUAGAAGCACAGCAUCGAUGGCUACGGCCUGCUGAAAUUUGUGAAAUUCUUAGCAAUCAUCAGAGGUUUCGUAUUGCCCCAGAACCCGCUCAUAUGCCUCCAACUAAGGAUAAGGUUUUGCAAUAUUUCAAACUGAUAUCUUGUGGGUGGAACCUGAGGAUAAUGGCUUCCACAUUAGGACUCCUCCCUGAUUCUUGUCUGAUUCCUAUUGGGGCUAGAAGUCGCAUUUUAGUAACUGAAGAAAGUGUAUGUUCUUUUCAGUCUGGAAGCGUUGAUGUGCUGCAUUGCUAUUAUGCACAUGGAGAAGAAAAUGAAAAUUUUCAAAGACGCAGUUAUUGGAUGCUUGAAGAGGAGCUUUCAAAUAUUGUACUUGUCCACUAUCGGGAAGUCAAGGGAACCAGGACAAAUUUUAACCGCAUUAAAGAGUAUGAAGAAACCAUUCCUUAUUCUCAAGAAACUGAAGACACAAUGCCCAAUUCAGAGGUGGAUACUUCUGUUUCUUCCGGUUUCCACCCUAAUGGUUACCAGGUGCAUUCUAGAACUACAGAUACGACAAGCAUGAGUAGCGCUCAUGCAUCAGAAUAUGAGGAUGCUGAAUCAGUAUAUAAUAACCAAGCCAGUUCCAGAUUUCACUCUUUUCUUGAGGUGCAAAAGCCUGCAAUGGAGAGAGUUGACACAGGCUCAUCUGUUCCUUAUGAUCACAUGCCAUUUUCAAGUAGUUAUCAAGGCAAAUUCUCAGCUGUUCCUGGGGUUGACUUCAUCUCACUUGCCCAAGUGGAUAAAGCUAAAGAAACUAAUGGAACUGAAUCAGCAUGUGAGCCUCAGAAAGGCCUUGACUUGCCGUCAUGGGAGGAUGUAUUAGAAAAUUGUAGUCGUGGAAUUGAAUCUGUACCUUUCCAGACAACUUUUUUGUCACAAGUCGAUACGGGAGGAAUCAUCCCUAAACAAGAAGAUGAAAUACUGGAGAAGCUUUUUACCAAUAGCUUUGAUAAAAGGGAGGAUAUUGGGAAUCAUCUACUUGAUCAGGAAGUGUGGCAGAAUGUGGAGGGUGGUUCUUCGCAUCCAUCGAAGUGGUCCAUGGAUACAAAGUUGCAUCCGGACUCAGCAUAUGAUCUCCCUUCUAGGUUUCAUGAUCAACAACUUGAUAGUGGCAACUUAAUCAAUACUUUUGAGCCUUUCUACACUCAGGAAAACGAUCACCAUAUCCAAAAUGAUCUUCAAACACAGCCUGCAAAUGCAGAUCAUGGUACAAGCCUAGAGGAAAAAUCGAUCUACUCUUCUUCUGUGAAACAGCAUAUUUUGGAAGGUUCAGGGACAGAAGGUUUGAAGAAGCUUGAUAGUUUCACCCGAUGGAUGAGUAAAGAACUUGGAGAUGUAGAGCCGCAGGUGCAGUCCAGUUCUGGAACAUACUGGAUUACUGCUGACAGUGAAAAUGGGGUUGGUGAUUCCGGCAAUCCCUCUCAAGGGCACCUCGAUACAUAUUUGCUUUCUCCUUCUCUCUCCCAGGACCAACUCUUUAGCAUUAUUGAUUUCUCACCCAACUGGGCAUAUGCAGGCGCAGAGAUCAAGGUCCUAAUCAUGGGAAGGUUCUUGAAGAGUCGAGAAGAAGCAGAAAACUGUAAGUGGUCAAUUAUGUUUGGAGAAGUUGAAGUUCCUGCAGAGGUUAUAGCUGAUGGUGUUCUUCAUUGCAAUACUCCUUUGCAUAAGGCUGGGAGGGUUCCUUUUUAUGUUACAUGUUCAAAUAGGGUAGCAUGUAGUGAAGUGCGUGAAUUUGAGUACCGACUCAGCCACCCCCAUGAUAUUACUUAUAACUAUAGUGACAGUGCUAUUGAAGAUCUUAAUAUGCGAUUUGGAAAACUAUUGUCUCUGAGCUCUGUCUCUCCUCCAAAAUAUGACUCCAGCGGUGAGGAUGAGAUUUCCCAGUUGAACAGUAAAAUCAAUUCAUUGCUGAAUGAGGACAAUGAAACAUGGGACCAAAUUUCGCAGCUCACGUUAGAGGAGGGAUUUUCCACAGAAAAAGUAAAAGAACGGCUUGUUCAAAAGCUACUCAAAGAACAGUUACAUGUAUGGCUUUUGCAGAAGGCAGCUGAAGGUGGAAAGGGUCCUAGUGUAUUAGACGAGGGUGGCCAAGGGGUGCUACAUUUUGCAGCUGCCCUUGGCUAUGAUUGGGCCCUGGAGCCCACAAUAGUUUCCGGUGUAAGUGUCAAUUUUCGUGAUGUUAAUGGAUGGACUGCACUUCAUUGGGCAGCAUCUUAUGGCAGGUGA
Dovyalis caffra is the source of this 2322-nucleotide messenger RNA. The record is from the annotation of a GenBank genome assembly. Lineage: Eukaryota; Viridiplantae; Streptophyta; Magnoliopsida; Malpighiales; Salicaceae.